This is a messenger RNA of Pocillopora damicornis (cauliflower coral), 4915 nucleotides long. RefSeq lists its product as uncharacterized. Gene Ontology annotation, molecular function: cysteine-type endopeptidase activity; ATP binding; protein binding. Gene Ontology annotation, cellular component: plasma membrane. NCBI's taxonomy places the organism in Eukaryota, Metazoa, Cnidaria, Anthozoa, Scleractinia, Pocilloporidae. Gene Ontology annotation, biological process: protein phosphorylation; proteolysis; regulation of apoptotic process. The record is from RefSeq and is a predicted model, not a curated record.
GCUACUCUGCUUUCUACAGUUACAAUUUUUAUCCUUACGCAAUUUCUCGAGGAGGAGGAAGUCCCUAAACGUCACGUGGUCUUUGACUUCCUUAUGAUUUCCUUCUUUCAGGAAGGGUACGGAAGAUGGCGAUUUCAAAUUUACGAGGAUUCCUCAACAAAAUAGCCGACGACAUAGGAUCUGAAGAUCUAGCUAGUUUAAAGUACCUUUGUGGUGACAAAUUGGCCAAAAGAAGGUUAGAAAAUAUAUCCACACCGAGGGAACUGUUUGUAGCCAUUGGUGAGAUUACCGAAGGCGAAGAGCAGCAGCUCUCUUUUUUAAGACAACUCUUUCAUAACGUUGGGAGAUUGGAUUUAAAGGCUAAAGUUCAACGUUUUCUUGACUCCAGAAAAGCAAAUGAAACCAGGACUGAUGGACAAUAUGCUCUACAGAACAAUUUCAACAACACAAUGAAUGGAAGAGCCUCAUCAGCUGUUUAUUCUGGUACAGGUCGAGGUUCAGUAUCUACGUACCAUCGAAAUGAGAUGCCAGGUCAAAAAAGAGGCUCUGUCUGUGGUUCACCCUAUGUAUCUUUGUCAGACAUCGUUAAUGUUGUGACAGGUGUAGAUCAACAUGCUCAUCAGUAUACUCAGCCAGAUUAUGGAGGUAAUAUUGUUGUGGAACAGCCAAAACCACCACCUGAAGGUCAGCCAAACCCCCUUGUGUACCAAACCCAACACAGUGUCCCAUUUGGUCAACAAGAGCAACCUUCUGAUAAGAUAGAACAUUGUGAAAACUCUCAAGAUCCUGCUGAAUUUCCUCCAAACAAUCAGAGACCAACUGUGGAUCUAGGAUCUCUUAUGACUUUACACUUGGGAAAUUCAACUAUCAGCAGCAAUGCACAACCUGUAGGAGUAAAUGACAAAGAUCAUCCAGAACAAUGGAGCUUAACAGUACAUCCAAAUGAUAUCAAUGUAGGAGUUUCCAGCACCUCAGGGUCAGGUAAAUUGCCAGGCAACAAUUCUGUCCAACUUGGAAGAAGAGAUGAACUAGACAGUCCAAAUCAAGGAGCUUCUGAUAUUCAUUUUGGUGAAACUAAUCCAGGGGAUCACAAAGAACAAGGAAGUUCCACAAUGCAUGUAGCUGAAAAUAGUUUUGGAUCUUCUAACACCUCAGUAUUAGCUAGACCGAGGCCAAGCAGCAAUCAAGCCCAACUUGGAGGAAAGGAUGACAAAGGCAAUCCAAAUCAAGGACUUUCAAGUACAAAUUGUGUUGAAAUUCAUCCAGAUCAAAUCACAGGAAGUUCAUCUUCAGAGAAAGUUCCAGUUGAAAGAGCUGUGUCAGUCAAUUAUGAUACCGAAGUUGCAGCACAUUUACAUCAGAAAUGCCCAGUUGAGAUGAGCUAUAACUGUUUUAAAAAAUAUUUCAGUAGUAAAAACAGUUUACUGGGUAAAGGAGGCUUUGGGAAGGUUUAUGAAGGUACCAAGAAAUUUCAUGGUCAGACUGUUGUCAUCAAAGAAGAGCACCAGACUUACUCUGGACUUCCCCAAGGUGGAGCACAAUUAAAGAGGGAAAAAAAAGUUGGUUAUAUUAAACAUCCCAAUUUGAUGCCCCUUUAUGCUUUUUGUGAGGAGGAAGGCAAACCACGCUGUCUUAUGUAUCCUAAAAUGCACACUGAUUUACAUAAGGCUCUACGAAAGCGCUCAAAAGGCCAAAAAUUACCUUUUGGCAUUAGACUAAAGAUUGCCCUUCAUACUGCCAGGGGACUGCAUUAUUUGCAUACAGAAGUGAAAAACGAGAGAUGUGUAAGGCAGGAAAUUGUACACAUGGAUGUAAAGCCAGGGAAUAUAUUUCUUGAUGAACAGUUUAAUGCACGUCUGGGAGAUGCUGGAAUGGCUCAGGAGUUACCUAUGGAUUACUCUUAUGCAUCUCUCAGUCAGAUUCGUGGAACAACUGGAUACCUUGAUGCAUUUCUUAAAGAAAGACGCUUUAAACCUGUUAAUGACAUUUUCUCAUUUGGAAUAGUGCUCCUGGAACUUCUCACUCAAAAGAGAGCUGUUGAAAACAAUGUGACCUUGUAUGACAAACUUUAUAAAGAAGGAGUGUUUUCAGAUGUAAAAAACUUAAUUGGUUCAGCACAGAAGGAUGUGUGGCCUGAAGGUGGAGAUGAAAAAGGUUUCACUGAAGAAUUCGCUAAUCUUGCAAUAAACUGUGUAAAACCACCAGAGGACAGAGAAAAACUGCCAAAUGUGUGCAAGAGACUAGAGGACUUACUGGACAAGAAAGGAGUCAGUAAAUAUUCCAAAGAAGGAGCCCAUUGUGUUUCUUGUCUACUAAAUCAUUCAUCAAAGUAUUUGGGAGUGAGGUCAAAUGGCUGCAGCACUGUUCAAGAGUGUGACUAUUUUUGUUCUACAUGUUUGAUGCAAGCACGCCGAAACCCUCUGGAAUGUCCAUACCAUGGGCGUGCUGAACCUCCAAUUGGAGGAUCGGAUACAUAUGCAGUUCUAGUUUGUGGAAAUGACCCAGACUCACCAAAGGCAGCUACAAUCUUUCUACAUGAUUUAAUAGCCUUUAAAAGUGUUUUAACUGAUUGCCGCAUUGUUGGAGUUAGGAAAGAUCACAUAUUUACCAUUACACCGAAUACACCAGGAGGUGCAUCACAAUCCAACCUAGUUAAAAAAGUUCUACAAGACCUUAAACAGAAGCUUCAAGGAAAGACGAAUGUGUUUGUUUAUUUUUAUUUUUCUGGUCACAAUGAUCAUAAUGGCAACUUGCUAUGUUCUUCUGAAAAUGAUUGCCUAAUGGAGGAUGAUUUGAAAAAGCACCUAAACCUUCUCAGUCCCCAUGUCCGUGAAUUCUUGAUUAUUUUGGAUUGCUGCUUUGCUGAUGGCAAUAUUGCUUCAGAUCAUCUUAAGGAUGAAACCUAUUUAGUUCAAAAAUCACCUAACCCAGUGAAUGUGGAGGCCCCACCACAUCCUCUUGAGUCACUGUGCAGUAAACUACGAAAGGCAAGUGGCGAUGAGAACUGUUGUGCUACUGACAAGAGUCCUAUUUCAAAUACAGAUUUAGACAUAGCAGCAACUGAUUUUAGUGCUGUGGAUGGGAAUGUGAUCCACAAAGCUCCAGUUACACCAUCUUUUAACAUACGUCAGUGGUCUUCUUCAUCAUCUCAACAAUCUUCCUAUGCUUUGGCCAGAACAGGAAGCUUUCUGACACGCUUCAUAACUUGUGGGUUGCGUGGUGCACAUGAUUGUAAAGUUACAAACUGUAAAUUUUGUGGUGCAUUCAAAGCUCAAGCCAAAUCAUUGGGUUAUAUUACUGCUUCAAACCUGGAGGAUUUCUUCUCAAAGCACGUGGAAGAAGCUGCCGCUAAAGCUGGUGGACAAGGGCAGUGUCCACGCAUACGAACACUUCACUCAAAGGAUACAAUACUGGCUUUUUACAAUGAAGAACCAUUGUGUGAUGAGAUGUUGUUCAAAUCAGCUUCUGGGUAUACAGAGCGAAUUGUAGUUAAGGAGUUCCCUCUUCACCUUUUUGAUUUUCAAUGCAUGGUGUUUGACAAGGUUAAAGAUCACCUCCCCACUUGUGCUGAGGUAAAGCACCUUCAGAUUCUCUGUGAUGAUGAGGAAAUUGGGAGCACAUCUUAUGUAGACCUCAAAGAUUACCUUAGACAGGGGUAUGAUGUCAGAUGUCAGUUAAGGCCAUGUUAUAGUAUUGUAAGAGGUCCAGUGGUUGUUGAGAUCCAAACUUACAUGAAUCAGGUUCUGACUCUUUUGAACUCUCUUCAGUUGUCAAGAAAUGAACAACAGGAUUGUGUUACCUUUGGGAUGAAAACUAGUGAGAAAUCUCUCAAUGCUGAGGAUGUCAGAGAAUGCUGCGAUGAAGACCCCAACCUCAGUGGUCUUAAGGAAAGCUCUGUGGAAAAAUCAAUUGCAGUGAUUCUGACAGAGGCAUCUGUGCACCAAGGAGUGUUAGAAAUAAAGGUUUCAGACCAAAGCAUGGACUGCUGUUUUACUCAGCAGGAUUGAACAGUACACCAUUGAAUGUCAAUAAUUGAAUAUGUUCUGUGGAAGGUUUUGAACAACUGAAGAUUGCACCUAGAUUUGUAUUGAUAACGCUUAGAUUCUUAUAUCUUAUAUCAAUGAUCGGUCUCUAAAUGGGAAGAAUUUUGAAUUUUACUUUACUUAUAAUUCAUUUAGCUGUAGUUAGUGAAGUCUGAAAGUAUGAACAUCAAGAAUUUAAAUGAAAGUUUGACUCUUUGAAAGAUAAGCCUACUCUUGCUGCAGCAUGUUUUCUAAAAAUAUUUAAUGGUCGAGUUAAUUAUUUCAUCAGUGUAAAAAUAUUUGGAAAUAACAAAUUAUAAAUGAUAUUGUAAUGCAUGCUGUAAUAAUUGAUAAGUUACACUUCCAAUAAUUGGCUUAUGGCUGUGUUAUAUUUUUUUUUAGAAAACUUGAGUUUAUUUCUUUGCCAAGGCUUGAACUACAAAGAAAUUCAGUGGAUCCCUUUCAGCAUGUUUCACUUGUCCAGUCAAAGCUCCCACUAGCCAUUAUCUUUUGAAAGCAAAAAAAUUGUGUGCAAUUUACAAUCACAGGUAAUGAUCCUUCAGGGUGGACUGAGUGGAAGUGUGAAAAUCCAAUCUGGAACCAAAACAACAAUAACACUGCAUUUAUGCAAGGGUCUGCAUUUACUUAAAGAAUUCUCUCUUUGCAUUAAAAGAGUUUUCAGGGUAUUUAGUAGACAUGUGAGAUUGAUGAAUUCUGGGUCCACAACACAGAAAAUAUUUUUAUUAAUAAUUCAGAUGUAGAGCCUUUAUCUGGCAUAUUUUAUAAAUACUUUGCAUCAUUUUCCAGAAAAGAAAUACCCAAAAAAUUGACAGAUAAUCUUUGCAAGGUUUGCAACUGUUAUUUAGUUUCAAUAAAAGUAUUACCUUAGUGCA